UAUAAGACAAAAUCUAAUAGUAAAGAUGAAUUUAGUAAAUUUAUUAAAAUUAUCAAAAACAUUCCUAAAUUCAAAUGCGUAAGACCAAAAGAUGAAGCAUACAUAGCUGAAAAGUAUCUGACAGACCAAAAACUUAAACUUUACGUGAAUAUUCUUGAAACUGGUUUAUUUCAAUAUCUCACCUACUCCCAUCGGUCAUCCAAUGAAUAUAGUACGAAUCUUAAAUAUGGCUAUCGUAAUGAAAAUGAAGACAUUAAAAAGAACUACCCCAUUAAUGAAAAUGAAGACAUUAAUAAGAAUUACAAAGAAAACAAUAAUGCUAAAAAGGAUUACAAAAUUAUAUUCAUGACAGAUGAAAAAAAGUUGUGUGGUUUGUAA
Molecule: messenger RNA, 378 nt
Organism: Racocetra persica
Lineage: Eukaryota; Fungi; Glomeromycota; Glomeromycetes; Diversisporales; Gigasporaceae
Source: the annotation of a GenBank genome assembly